Ostrea edulis (European flat oyster) is the source of this 1911-nucleotide messenger RNA. RefSeq lists its product as uncharacterized. NCBI's taxonomy places the organism in Eukaryota, Metazoa, Mollusca, Bivalvia, Ostreida, Ostreidae. The coding region runs from base 242 to 1063 and encodes 273 amino acids. The record is from RefSeq and is a predicted model, not a curated record. The transcript has 2 exons.
UGGCUCGAGUUGCAAUGUACAGACAUUAAUAUAUUAAGCGGAUAUUGCACGGUGAAAGCGAAGUAUUAUACUUUCGUUUACUUUACGGAUUUUCUUUUUCCAGAUGUAUCGCUCGCGAGAAACGAUGAUCCUACAUAAACUGAACUCUCGCAUAACACCGUUAUUUCAUAAUAUGAACGUGGUCAUGAGGCAAUGGUCAAUAAACUAUGCGCGUUCUGGACUUUUUUGGUGAGUAUCGAACAUGACUCAAUUAUUUAUUGCAUAUGUUCUUUUUGGCAAUGAUACAUGUAAACAUUACACUUGUAAUUUUCUUACACGAAACAAUGAACGCCAAGUUUUCAAUGUUAAUUGGAUGCGACGGUAUAUAGUUCAUAAUAUGUACCGAGCCAGCUUAGGCAUUCAUUAUCAACUUAUUGUUUGUUUGUUUUGUUUUUUGUUGUUGUUUUUUUUUUUAUUACAGAUAAUUUUCAUCAUUUGGUUGAUACUGGGGUAUUUACAUGAAUCCUAUAAAAUCGACUUCUGGACAAAACAAUCGACGUGUGGCAAUAAAGUGAGAGGCCGCCCGUUUUACUUUGGUUACACUGACGUGGAAUGCAUGAGAACGAUACGUAAACGUCACAAAAGAUCGUUGGUCAGUUACCCACUUCCGGAAAGGAAGUUUUGGUCUCUGAACCACAGAUGGGUUUAUUACGAGGGAUGGUACUUUGAGCUAUUCUACACACCCCACACUCGGCGACCUGCGAAAUCCAAAUUCUGCCGCACGAGGAGAGAACCUUCCCCCGCCGGAUACAGCACGAUAAAUGUCGAUUGCCUCCGGAAAUGCGCUGUAUAUUACAACAAGCGAUUCGUGCAGCGCUACAACUCGUUUACGCACAACUGUCACCACUACGCCAAUAAAAUUGCCGAGGUUUUAUGUACCUACUCUGGGACCAUGUGCCCGGAUUGGUGUGGAGAAAUGUACCUCCAAAAAGGGGACCCUCAGAUGGUGAACAAGUCAGUUACGCAAGCUCCUUCUAAAGUUAAUGUAACAGUGCAUAUCACGACAUCGAAAACCUUGCCGUAAGUUAUUAAAACACAGUGGAAAUGUCAAUUUACGGCAGUUUCUGUGUUCAUCAUGAUAUCACUAAGUGAUCAUCGUUUAUAGACUAUCAUGUAACAAUUCAUUGUUCAGCAAGGUUGAUGUAUUUUGAAGUGAUGUGCUGUGGAAGGGAAGAAACACACAACUCAACAUGCACCAACAUUCCGGAAUGUGUUCACCGUUCUCAUAAGAUCAUGUGACAGCAAGCGAGACCACUGUCAACAAAUGAUUUCCAUUUCCAUUGUUAGAACCUUUGAGAUCUUUACAAAUUGUAGUGAAAGCCAUUUCUUGUUCAAUGUGUUGCAGUUAUUAACAAAGUGCGUACGAAUCUUGAUAAAUAUAGUAUGUCUAUUUAAUUACUGGAAAUUCCGACAAAAAAAUUAAAGAAGAAUGUAAAUACGAAAAUUUUCAAUAUACAUGAGGGCAUGGGCGCUCCGGAUACCUGUAAUUUUCAAGAAGCAUUAACUCUCCUCAUGAAUCUAUUUCUUAAAAGUUUUAGAACUUCUUUUCAUGAAGUUUGGACCAAAAAUUAUGGAGAGAUAAUUAUGGUUUAAUUUCCUGAUGAACCAUUUGCAAGAUAUUUGAAUUGAACAAUAGAUUGCUAUUUUAAAAUAAAAAUACGUGUAAUAUACAAAUGCCGUACACGUUGUCCACCUACAGGUAUGUGCUAAUCCCCGCUGUGAACACUUAAUCUGUGGCCCUAUGAAUGACCCAAAACUCGAAUAAUUAAUGUCCCACCGUGCUAGAAUUCUAUUACAAUCGGAUUACGCUGCAUUAUUAGUUGUGACUUCUGCCCUACAUCCGCAGUAAAGUUAGGUUUUGCGCCUUGUUUA